Erinaceus europaeus (western European hedgehog) is the source of this 3806-nucleotide messenger RNA. It is a transcript of the gene SH2D4B, whose product is annotated as SH2 domain containing 4B. The transcript has 7 exons. NCBI's taxonomy places the organism in Eukaryota, Metazoa, Chordata, Mammalia, Eulipotyphla, Erinaceidae. Gene Ontology annotation, cellular component: cytoplasm. The record is from RefSeq and is a predicted model, not a curated record.
AUUAUUGGAUAGAGACAGAGAGGAAUUGAGAAGGGAGGGAAAAACAGAGAGACACUUGCAGCCCUGCUUUACCACUCAUGAAGCUUUCCCUUGCAGGUGUGGACCAGAGCCUUGAACCUGGGUCCUUGCAUAGUGUAGUGUGUGCGCUUAACCAGGUGUGUCACUGCCUGGCCUCUGCCUGCCCUACCCCCACUCCCACUGGGUUUUCAAGGCAUUAUCUCAAGAUGUUAAAUUCCUGGAGGGCUAGAAGGCUGGCAGUGAGAGAGAGAGAAGCUAAGUAACAUAGAAGCCCCCUGGCUGAGGGGGCUGGAUGGUGGCACACCUAGUUGAGCACACAUGUUACAGUGCACCAGGACCCAAGUUUGAGCCCUGGUUCCUCCCUGCAGAAUGAAAGCAUGAGUGGUGAAGCAGGGCUGCAGGUGUCUCUCUGUCUCCCUUUCUAUCUCCCUCUUCCUCUUGAUUUUUGGCUUUCUCUAUCAAAUAAAUAAAGAUGAAAAAACAAAAAAAAAAAGAAAAGAAAAAGAAGAGGAAACUCCCAGCCAAUUCCUCUGCCUGCUUGAAAUUGGCUCGAAAGACAUGGAAUUAGUAGGCAGAGCUGCCUCCUCCUCCUUUUACCCUGGAGAAGAGAUCGGUUCCCUGCUGGCUCAGGGCAGUGUCAUCGAUACAGCUGGUGUCAUUGUUCCCUUCCACUGACAGAUCACUCGACACCUGUAGGCCCAGGCAGGGCUUGGCCUGGGCACUGCCCUGCAGAGGACAUCAUUCUAGCGUCCCAGGGCACACAGCACUUGGUGACACCACGUAUACACACAAGGACCAGAGCAGUCCUGGCACCUGCUCCAUUCUGCAAGUCCCCGUCUGCCUCUUUGCUUCCUACUGCCUGGUUCCUGUUGCUGUUUCAGGCAGAAGUGAUGAUGAGCUGAGGGUGAGUGAUGAUGCCGCCCAGAGGAGGGACCCCGGCCUAGCCCUGGUGUGAGGAGCCAGGAGGAAGGAGGAGCGUGGGGGUGCCACUUCUGGCUGGCCUCCCCCCUGCUGCAAAUACCCCAGGUGGCACCAUGCUCCAGCAGAUCCUGCAAGAUAUGUACAUUGACCCUGAACUCCUGGCUGAGCUCAGUGAUGUGCAGAAGCACAUCCUAUUUUACAAGAUGCGGGAGGAACAGCUACGAAGAUGGAGGGAACAUGAGGCCUGGGAGGCCCUGGUCCAGGCAGAAGGCCUCAGGCCUCCCAAGGUCAAACGAGCAAGUGACAAACAUAUCCAGUGGCUUCUGGGGGAAGACAACGAGGUCUGGGUCUGGAUCAUGGGAGAAGGCCCUGGUGAUAAGCCCUAUGAAGAGAUCUCUGAAGAGCUGAUUGCAGAGAGGGCACGGCUUCAGGCACAGAGGGAGGCAGAAGAACUCUGGAGACAAAAGGAGGCAGAAAUCACCCAGAAGUUCCGGGAUGCCCUGGCUAAUGAGAAAGCCCGGAUCCUGGCAGAGAAAUGGAAAGUAGAGAUGGAGGACCGCAAGGCUGCCAAAGUCCUAGAAGAACGCAUCCAUGAAGAGUUCAAGAGGAAAGAGGAGGAGGAGAGGAAGCGAGGAGAAGAGCAGAUUCGCCUCCAGGAAGAGAAGAGGGCCAAGGAACUGUACUGGACGCUGAAGCAGGCGCAGCAACAGAGCCAAGCCAGCGAGUACCAGGAGCGUGAGUGGGCAGAGCAGUGUGAGUAGAGCUGCACCCGCAGCACCCAGGGGAUGGGAGGCUCAUGCCCUGCACUUAUGGGUUUGCUCAGUCACCUUCUCUGGCAAGGGCUCCCGUCAGGAAACUUUGCUCAAGUGUGGAUUUUGUGCAUGUUCAUUCUCACCGGGCCUGGCUCGCUCCCUUCUUUGUCCUCCCUCUCUCUUCUCUGCAGGACUUGGGAGCGCCCACUGCGUCCUGUCUCCAGGGAAGUCAUUGUUCGCUGGUUCAAGGAGGAGCAGCUGCCCCGUGGAGCGGGCUUUGAGAGGAACACCAAAUCCAUUGCUCCCUGGUUCCACGGAAUUAUUAGCCGGGAAGAUGCAGAAGACCUCCUUGAGAACAUGACUGAGGGAGCAUUCCUGGUCCGGGUCAGUGAGAAAAUUUGGGGCUACACCCUCUCUUACCGCCUGCAGAAAGGCUUCAAGCACUUUCUGGUGGAUGCCUCUGGGGAUUUUUACAGCUUCCUGGGAGUGGACCCUAAUCGCCAUGCAACACUCACUGAUCUCAUUGACUUCCACAAGGAGGAAAUUAUCACUGUUUCAGGAGGAGAGUUGCUUCAGGAACCUUGUGGACAGAGGGACAAUCCACCAGACUACCAUCUAUUGUUUGAAUGAUUUUUCUCCCUUAGCAGUUGGACUCUUUGGGACAUUAUUAUUUUUUUAAAAUUUAUUUAUAUUAUGGAAAUUUUGACAAGACUAUAGGAUAAGAAUGGUACAAUUUCACACAAUUCUCACCACCAGAAUUCUGUAUCCCAUCCCCUCCAUUGGAAGCUUCCCUAUUCUUUACCCCUCUGGGAGUAUGGUCAUUAUGGGGUACAGAAGGUAGAAGGUCUGGCUUCUGUAAUUGCUUCCCCGCUGAACAUGGGCAUUGACUGGUCGGUCCAUACUCCCAGCUAGUUUCUAUCUUUCCCUAGUGAGGCAGGACUCCAGGACACACUGGUGGGGUCAUCUGCCCAGGGAAGUCAGGUUGGCAUCAUUGUAGCAUCUGGAACCUGGUGGUUGAAAAAGAGAUAAGAUAUAAAGCAGGACAAAUUGUUGACUAAUCAUGAACCUAAAGACAAGAAUAUUGCAGAUGAAGAUUUGGGGUCUCCAUUUUGGAGCAAGCUAGUCGGUAUAUUUUAGAUGUAUUCCAAGGGGCUCAUGACCCUACUAGUUUUUGCCUGCGCAUUACAUAAAAUAUGCAGGUGGACCCAGGUUAUUAUCUGGGAAGAUGAUGUCAUAGUUGGAAAAAGUACUAGAAAGCUGGAUCGGGGAAGAGAAUAGCACCCAAAUAUGGAGAAAGUAUUUAAAUAUUGUUAACUGUACAUCCCAUCAAUUUGAUCUGGGCCCCAUAUUCAGCACAGGAACCCAUGUAACCUCUGCAUUCCUGUAGGUCUGAUCUGACAUUCUGUGGUCACAGCUAGGAACAUUCCAGGCUGCACUAAUUUUAGGACCCAUCUUCUUUGGGUAGUAGGUAGAGUAUGCUGUCCAACCUCCCUUCAGAGAAUGGAACAUUCCCUAUCAUUGUUGAUUCACAUUGAGGGCAAGGUUGUAUAGGGGUCCAUUAUGUUGUUCCUGAUGGAGAUUACCAGUGACAGUGGCAAGAGGCAUCUGUUAGAGGUCUAGGCCAUUCAUGUCUGUGUGGGAACCCCAGGGCUUCCUGGCUAGGGCACCAGGUGAUGGGUGGCCUGGUUGUGACUAAACAGUCAUCAUUAAAGUAUGCCAGGCUCUUGCCCUUAUUCAGCUUUUGUAGUCCUUACUUUGAUAAGGUUAGCUUUGGAGUUAUUGAGGGAAGUGAGUGAUAGGAGGUAUGUGAGGAGGGUAUCUAGAUCUAAAUAGAAACUUCUACCCCUCCCCCUGUGAAGCUGAACAUCUACCUUCACGCUCCACCCAGAUAUUUUAAUUUUGAUGUUCUACUCCAAACUCAGUUAGAUUCUGAUUCGAGUUUUCCUUUCUGUUCUUCAUUCUCAACUUGUGUUUAUGAGUGGAAUCAUCUCAUACUCAUCUUUGUCUUUAUGACUUAGCUCACUUAACAUAAUUCCUUAUAGCACCAACCAAGAUGGGUCAGAGAAGGUGGGUUCAAUGUUCUUAAUAGCUGCGUAGUAUUCCAUUGUGUGUAUA